Messenger RNA from Carassius auratus (goldfish), 1304 nucleotides. Its product is annotated as homeobox protein Hox-B7a. Gene Ontology annotation, biological process: anterior/posterior pattern specification; regulation of transcription by RNA polymerase II. Bases 105 to 788 code for a protein of 227 amino acids. The transcript has 2 exons. Gene Ontology annotation, molecular function: DNA-binding transcription factor activity, RNA polymerase II-specific; RNA polymerase II cis-regulatory region sequence-specific DNA binding. The record is from RefSeq and is a predicted model, not a curated record. Gene Ontology annotation, cellular component: nucleus. NCBI's taxonomy places the organism in Eukaryota, Metazoa, Chordata, Actinopteri, Cypriniformes, Cyprinidae.
GGGGUGAUUUUCUGUGUAAAUCUAGACUGUAAUUCUGUAAUAUAUCAUUGGACCUCUUAAAACCGACACUAAAACUUCUUGGCAUAUAAAUCACUUCUCAAAUUAUGAGUUCAUUGUAUUAUGCGAACGCGUUGUUUUCCAAAUUCCAAGUGGCGAGUUCAGCCUUCUCUACAGGCGUGUUUCCCGAGCAAACUUCUUGCGCUUUUUCUUGCAGCUCGCCGCGGGCCAGCGGCUACAGCUCGGCUUCUACCGGUGCACCGGUCUCCUCUACAUCUUCUGUCUCCCUGUCGAGCAUGUACACUAACGGUGCUAGCCUUUCCAGCCAGACUCAAGGCAUGUACCCCACUGCGUAUGAGCUGGGAGCUGUUUCUUUGAACAUGCACAGCUCUCUGUUUGACCACCCGAGUCUGGCCAUGGUGAACGCUGGCGAUCUCUGUAAAGCGCAGAGCAGUGGUAAAGAGGAGCAGAGGGGCUACCAUCAAAACAACGAAAACAACCUCCGAAUCUAUCCGUGGAUGAGGAGCACAGGUGCAGACCGGAAAAGAGGCCGUCAGACAUAUUCCCGCUUCCAGACAUUAGAGUUGGAGAAAGAGUUCCACUUCAACCGUUACCUUUCACGACGGCGGCGCAUUGAGAUCGCACACGCCCUGUGCUUGACCGAGCGCCAGAUUAAAAUCUGGUUUCAGAAUAGAAGGAUGAAAUGGAAGAAAGAGAACAAAUCAACGGGCCACUGCUCUCCUGCUGCUGACCAAAUCGGGGGUGACGAGGAAGAGGAAGAUGACGAAUAGCCACGCAAGUGGAAACAUAAAAAUAGACUUUACUAGACUAUACUAUCGAUUCCACCUGCUUUCUCUGGGGAUACACUGAGUUGGAAAAAAGACAUGCUACUUAUAAUACUGUAGGUAAAAUGUCACUGUCGUCUACCUAUGUAACUUGUGUUUAAGGUGUUAAUGUGUUAGACUAUACUAUAGUAAAUAGUAAUGCAAAGUAAUUAUAAAACGCAUUUUAAUAUAGUUGUAUACGUUUAAUACUCCUAUGUAGCCUAAAUUAUACAUAUGAAUAAUAUUAGUGGUUAAUAGUACUGGAUCAUAUUUUCACAUAUUUGUGACCUGUUAUACUAUCGGCCUUUUCACUGUGGGGUCAAACACAGAAGGGAGCAAGCUAUUUUUAAUGAUUUCAUAUUUCUAUAUAUCCCUAUUCUGUAUCUAUGUGUAAAUUUCUGUCUGCUUAAGCAUUUUUCCCUGUUAUGUUUUGCGCAAGUGUUUAAAUAAAGGAACUGUACAGCUGACUAUAAGAUGGUUGAA